CCCGGGCUUUGUGUCGCUGGAGAGCCGCAGGGGCUGGAGCUCCGUGUGCGGCAGGCGCGGCUCCGCCUCCCCGUGCCGGUGCCGGUGCCGGUGCGGGGGCGGCCGGGCGCUUAUCCCGGGACGGGCUCGGCCGGGCGCCGGGAGCCGCGGCAGGACAUGAUCGGUAGAAAAGAAUCCUGUGCUUCAGGACAGUUUCCAAUGACCAGCCCCAGCUGCCUUUUCUAUGCACUGGAAGAAUGGACUGUUGUGGAGUUCCUGAAGACAUACCUUUUUUAUGUGAUCAUUGGCUCACUGACAAUUAGUGCAAUAUUAGUUUUUUUUAUAGUUCCUUUAACAAUCGUCUUUUUCAUUUACCUUACCAAUAUUUUGCUUUUAAUAUAUCAGAGGAACAAUGAGUUAGAAGCAGAUCCUUUGAGUGAUGUUUGGAAUAGAGCAAGAAAAACUAUAGCAACUUUUUGGGAUAUAUAUGCAAGAAUAUGGCAUGGUUAUGAGCUUCAUGGUGUGGAAAACCUCCCAGAAGGACCAGGCAUUCUUGUGUAUUACCAUGGAGCUAUUCCUAUAGACUACCUUUACUUUUUGUCUAGGCUGUUUCUGUGGAAAAAAAGACUUUGCCUGUCAGUAGCUGAUCAUUUUGUGUUUCGCUUACCAGGACUUAAAUUACUGUUGGGAGUGACAGGUGUCAUACCAGGCAGGAGGGAGGAGUGCCUUGCUGCCCUGAGGAGUGGGUACCUGGUGUCCAUCUCCCCAGGUGGCGUUCGGGAAGCGCUGUUCAGUGACGAGAGCUACCAGCUCGUGUGGGGGAAGCGCAAAGGCUUCGCUCAGGUCGCCCUAGAAGCAAAAGUGCCCAUCAUUCCAAUGUAUACUCAAAAUGUCCGUGAAGGCUAUAGGAUGUUUAAAGAAAGAAGAUUUUUUAGACAGCUAUAUGAAAGCACUCGGUUGCCUUUUACUCCUCCAUACGGAGGCCUUCCAGUUAAAUUUCGCACAUACAUUGGGAAGCCAAUCCCUUACGACCCAAAUAUAACUACAGAGGAAUUAGUUGAAAAGACAAAGACUGCUGUCCAGGCUCUCAUAAGCAAGCACCAAACAAUCCCAGGCAACAUAUGGAAGGCUUUACUGGAGAGAUUUGAUAAACGCCGUAAAAGUGAUUAGAGGGCUCAUGUUUAUUUAAUUGGUUUUACAGCAUACAGUAAAAAACAAUGUCCUACUGCACUGGUCACUAAUAGUUGGUGUUAACCAGUUUAAUUUACAAAUUUCUACAGAUUUGGUGGAAGAAAAUAAUUAACCUCUGCAAAGUUCCCCCAAGUCUUUGAGAAUAUCCUGAACUAAGAAAAAUUGAUGAAGAUGACUUAUGUAUAAUAGCAAUGCAACAGCUAUUAAUUCCCCCAAAGGAAAUCAUGCAGCCAGGAUUUUCCUGGUUCCUAAAGCAAGUAUGUACUUACAUCUGAGUGCCUUAGUGGUGUUGUGUAGAUCUGUGUAUUUGUGUUUUGAGCACAGUCUGGUCUCAGAGCAGAGCCUCAGGGUUGGUGUUGCCCCACCAGAGACCGCCCCACGAGGGGCACCUUCCCCAAGCAAGACAUGUCAGAACAAACUGUCUUGCUUUACAGCUACUGCUUACACCAUUCUCCUAGAGACUAAAAAAAGAUACACAAUCCCAUUAAAACAGAUUUUAAACUCCUUCAAACCCAUCAGCUUCAUAGUGCAUACCCUGGAAAGCAGGACUGUUUUGCAUCCAAGAAUUUUCCCUCACAGAAAAAAGUUUCUCAAAGAGAGAAAAAAAAGUCUUUAGCUCAGUGUAGCAAAUAUUGCAAAUAUAUGUAGCAGGUAGUUUCAAGUCUGAGCUGGUUUGUGCAUGCUCUAUUGCACCACACCAUAGCUGUUCAGUGGAUGAGGCUGCCCCAGCCUAAAAAUCCCUGGAUAUGGUGUAGGCAUAUAACUGUGCUGUAUUUACUCAAAUCUCCCAGUGAACAGGCUUGGGGGGAGCUUUCUUGGACAAUGCAUCUUUGAGGCUUAUCAUCACUGGUGGUUUGCCUAAAAAUGCAGUACUGGAACACUGCCAGUACAGAUUGAACCGAAACACCUGCUUGGAAAGGCAGUCUUGUGGAAAACUGAAAGUUAGUACAAAGCAGAAUGUGUUUUUACAGGCUGUGGGAUGUUGCUACUGGUGGGAGUGGGACAACUUUGUGUAAUCUAUCCAAUAUGACAUUAUAUGCAACCAAGUCUUAACUUCAAAGACCAAGACAGGUAAUUUUUGUGCCUCAUUUUUCCUUCAUGUACUUUUAAUAUGUAAACAAUCUUUCAACAUUCUAAAAGGUUACAUAGCAUCUAAGGAAACAUGUAAUGUUUGCCCAUUUUUCAGUAGAAAACUAAAUCUGCUCUUUGGAUUAAAAUAAAUACUUUCCUGACCCUGCCUCUUCACAAGUAUUUCUUGCACAUCUGGCAAAGGGAGAAGGAUAGACAGGUGAGUUAUUUCCCUGGACCAAAAAGACAGGAAAACUGUCCUGAAAAAAAACCCUCAAAUCUGUCUUAAGAUACAGAAAUCUUUACCUGAACACCUUAACCAUAAUUGCUGUGUACAGGCAGAAAGAUUUUUCUCCCAGCAGAGACUCAGCAUGCAUAGGAGAUGAUAAACUAAAGCAGAUCAAGAUGCAGACUGAUAUGCCUGGACAUAAGCAGGAAUUCAAACCAUGCAGUCUUACAUGCCGCACUGCAGAGAUAUAAACUAAAAUUCAAAGCCUGAGCUUAAGUCAAGGGAGAAAAGGAACUAAAGGAAAAGGUAAUAGAAUACUAAAAUGGGCAUAGAUGAAGAAGCAAGAGGAUUUAUAAGUAACUGGAAUCUGAAGUCUUUCUUUGUAUUGCAGAAACUGUAGAAGGACUAGACAGAAUCAUUGUCUGGCUAUCCUGUUUUUCAAGUACAUUAAUAUCAUCAGGGAAUGUGUCCAAAGAAGGGCAACAAAGCUGGUAAAGGCUCUGGAGCACAAGUCUUAUGAGGAAAAUCUGAGGGAGGUAGGGUUGUUUAGCCUGGAGAACAGGAGCCUAUGUGGGGACCAACACCUAUAACUACCAGAAAGCAUGGUUGCAGCCAGGUGGGAGUGGGUCUCUACUCCCAGGUAAUAAGGGACAGAACAAGAGGAAAAGGAAGUUUUGUUGUUGUGCUGGGAGAGGUUUAGGUUGGAUAUCAGUAAAGAUUUCUUCACUGGGAGGGUUGCCAAGCACUGGAGCAGGCUGCCCAGGGCAGUGGUGAAGUCACCACCCCAGGAGGUAUUUGGAAGAUGUGUAGAUGUGGAACUUGUGGAUAUGGUUUAGUGGUGGGCUUGGUAGAGUUAGGUUAUUGAUUGGACUCAAUGGUCUUAAACUUCCUUUCCAAUUUAACCAUUCUGAUUCUGUGACCAAUUAACCACUUCAGUAAUCAGAAUUUGCACAACCUUUCAAAUGCCUUGCUCUCUGAUACAUGGUGCCAGGAGCUGUGCUGCAACUCACAAUAGAACACUAACCUUGGGUAGGAGACAAGUAAUCAGUGCACUGAUUGUCUUUCAGAGAUUUCUAUCUCUACUAUUUCAGAUAGCUGUUAAUAUUUUCUAAUGAUGUUUAAGUUUCUCCAGGGCUAUUACAUCUUUUAGCAGCACCACUAUCUGCAGCUUCUCUGAGUAAAAAAUAAUUUCUAUUUGUUGUUUUCUGUCACAGUUGUAUAAGAGUAUUUUCUGGGGUCUCAAGAUGGUAGACAAAAUUAUUACUGAGAAACAGGAGUUUUGUAAACAGUUUUUCCAGAAACAUUAUAGUACUGCUCUAAUAAUAAGUUAUUACAUUAUUUUAGUGGCUUGCUUUAAAUUGUUACUCUUUUUAGAGCAGUAGUAUAGAAACUAGAACUAAAAACUGGUGUUACAGAAACUAGAGUUGUCAUACAAAUAGAAAUGUAAUUGCAGAUCAAAUCACUCCCUUGCUACACUUAUUUUUUAGCCUCUCCAUCAUACAACAAAAAAAGAAAUGAAAACCAGCAAAUUACCUGUGCCUACCUCAAAAUGAAAACAGCAUUUAUGACUCUUGUUAGGUAUAGUUUGCCCGGUAAGUAAUGCAGGGAAAUUCUGGUUUUGUAGCUUUUUGUGUAUAAGGUUUAACCAGCUCAAAUGACAAGAUUUUGCAUUAGGGGAAAAUAUCAUGCUGAUAACAUGGUAAAUUAAUAAAAUUGUAGAAUAUCCAGAAUUGGAAGGGACCCAGAAGGAUCAUUGAGCCCCAACUCCUGGUCCUGCAUAUGACAGACCCAACAGUCAGACAUGUGCCUGUCCAAAUUCCUCUUUAACUCUGGCAGACUUGGGGCUGUGACCAAUUCAUUAAUUGGUUGUUAGUGGAAGCAGUUACACAGCAAAGCGUGUGUACAAGCACACAUUUAUUAACUGGGCUACAAUGGAAACAGUUACACACAAGCUGUGUGCAAGUGCUCAGCCGAGAAGCUGCAGCUGUCGAGCAGACAGAUGAUGUACGUGUAGGAGAGAGCUGGUCAGAAAGGCACAGCAGGAGGGGAUCUGGAAGAGAUGUCCAAGGUCAUCCCACCGAGGGCUGAGGGUGCAGCCAUGGCAGUGUUCCAUGUCCAAGGUCAUCCCACAGAGGGCUGAGGGUGCAGCCAUGGCAGUGUUCCGUGUCCAAGGUCAUCCCACUAAAGGAAGAGGGUGCAGCCAUGGCAGUGUUCCGUGCCCAAGGUCAUCCCACCAAGGGCUGAGGGCGCAGCCAUGGCAGUGUUCCAUGUCCAAGGUCAUCCCACCGAAGGAAGAGGGUGCAUCCAUGGCAGUGUUCCAUGUCCAAGGUCAUCCCACUAAAGGAAGAGGGUGCAGCCAUGGCAGUGUUCCAUGUCCAAGGUCAUCCCACCGAAGGAAGAGGGUGCAUCCAUGGCAGUGUUCCAUGUCCAAGGUCAUCCCACUAAAGGAAGAGGGUGCAGCCAUGGCAGUGUUCCGUGUCCAAGGUCAUCCCACCAAAGGCUGAGGGUGCAGCCAUGGCAGUGUUCCAUGUCCACGGUCAUCCCACCGAGGGCUGAGGGUGCAGCCAUGGCAGUGUUCCGUGUCCAAGGUCAUCCCACCAAAGGAAGAGGGUGCAUCCAUGGCAGUGUUCCGUGUCCAAGGUCAUCCCACCGAGGGCUGAGGGCGCAGCCAUGGCAGUGUUCCAUGUCCAAGGUCAUCCCACCGAGGGCUGAGGGUGCAGCCAUGGCAGUGUUCCAUGUCCAAGGUCAUCCCACCGAGGGCUGAGGGCGCAGCCAUGGCAGUGUUCUGUGUCCAAGGUCAUCCCACCGAGGGCUGAGGGCGCAGCCAUGGCAGUGUUCUGUGUCCAAGGUCAUCCCACCAAGGGCUGAGGGUGCAGCCAUGGCAGUGUUCCGUGUCCAAGGUCAUCCCACCGAGGGCUGAGGGCACACCCAUGGCAGUGUUCCAUGUCCUACUAGCAGGUAGGUAUGUGCCUCAAUACCUGGUGUCACUGGAACACCACUUACCUCUUUGAGUGGUUUGUAAGUCCAUUGUUUAUUUUUAUACUUAACUCCAGGAAUUACACCCACGGCUGUCAGGAAUGCCCUAACACACCGUGUCCGAAGCACGAAUGUCCGGAACGCUGCCCAGUGCCGAGGCUGCGAGUGGGUCCGGGUGUGGAUGCUGCUGUGGGGCAUCGCCAGCAGGAUGGCGGAGGAGGAUUGCGCCCACCUGGCAGGUACCGGGAAGGGGCGGCGGGGAGGCAGGAGGGUGAACAGCGGGGAUUUGGUGCUGCGGGUCGCUUAAUCUGCACAAAUGGAGACUCGGUGUGACAGUAUCCAUCGCUGCACCCGCCUGGGGUUCGGCCUCUUUCCCAAGAGGCCAACCAGCAACCAGCGGGAGCAGGAGAGGCCACAGCUCAAGCUGCAGGAGGGAUUUCCUCACAGACUGGACAUUGGAAUGGGCCGCCCAGGCGCGGUGGGGUCCCUGGAGGUGUUUAAGGAAAGGCUGGACGCGGCACUCACAGGCUGGUCUCCGCGAUCUCGCAGCU
Molecule: messenger RNA, 5994 nt
Organism: Oenanthe melanoleuca
Lineage: Eukaryota; Metazoa; Chordata; Aves; Passeriformes; Muscicapidae
Product: transmembrane protein 68-like
Exons: 7
Coding region: 157-1149 (330 amino acids)
Cellular component (GO): membrane
Molecular function (GO): acyltransferase activity
Source: RefSeq, a predicted model, not a curated record